Messenger RNA from Melospiza melodia melodia, 1125 nucleotides. RefSeq names its product 3',5'-cyclic-AMP phosphodiesterase 4A-like. The record is from RefSeq and is a predicted model, not a curated record. Lineage: Eukaryota; Metazoa; Chordata; Aves; Passeriformes; Passerellidae. Gene Ontology annotation, molecular function: 3',5'-cyclic-AMP phosphodiesterase activity. Gene Ontology annotation, biological process: signal transduction. Gene Ontology annotation, cellular component: cytosol; nucleus; perinuclear region of cytoplasm.
GAGUUGGACAACCUCAACCAGUGGGGGCUGAACAUCUUCAGGGUCUCCGAGUUCUCCAACAACCGCUCCCUGAGCUGCAUCAUGUUCACCAUCUUCCAGGAGCGUGACCUGGUGCGCACCUUUGCCAUCCCCGAGCGGGCACUCCUGGGCUACGCCCGGGCCCUGGAGCAGCACUACCACCCCGACGUGGCGUACCACAACAGCCUGCACGCCGCCGACGUGCUGCAGUCCACGCACGUGCUGCUGGCCACCCCUGCCCUCGACGACGUCUUCACCGACCUGGAGGUCUUGGCCGCCCUCUUUGCUGCCGCCAUCCACGACGUCGACCACCCCGGCGUGUCCAACCAGUUCCUCAUCAACACCAACUCGGAGCUGGCGCUGCUCUACAACGACGAGUCGGUGCUGGAGAACCAUCACCUGGCCGUGGGCUUCAAGCUGCUGCAGGAGCAGGACUGCGACAUCUUCCAGAACCUGAGCCGGCGGCAGCGGCAGGCGCUGCGCCAGAUGGUCAUCGACAUGGUGCUGGCCACGGACAUGUCCAAGCACAUGAGCCUCCUGGCCGACCUCAAGACCAUGGUGGAGACCAAGAAGGUGACGAGCUCGGGCGUGCUGCUGCUGGACAACUACACCGACCGCAUCCAGGUGCUGCGGAACAUGGUGCACUGCGCCGACCUGAGCAACCCCACGAAGCCGCUGGCGCUGUACCGGCAGUGGACGGAGCGGAUCAUGGAGGAGUUCUUCAGGCAGGGCGACCGGGAGCGGGAGCGCGGCAUGGAGAUCAGCCCCAUGUGCGACAAGCACAGCGCCUCGGUGGAGAAAUCGCAGGUCGGGUUCAUCGAUUUCGUGGUGCAGCCGCUGUGGGAGGCCUGGGCCGAGCUGGUUCACCCCGACGCGCGGGAGAUGCUGCGGGCGCUGCACGAGAACCGCGAGUGGUUCCGGCUGCGGGCCCCGCUCAGCCCCGAGCCCCCCCCGGCACCGGGACCCCCCCCGGGCCCCCCCCGCUUCCGCUUCGAGCCCCCCCCGGACGGGGAGGGGGAGGGGCGGGACCCCCCCCCGGAGCCCCCCGGGACCCCCCCGGGGAGACCCCCCGAGGAGGGGGAGGGGCGGGGGGAGCCCCCCCCGUGA